Opisthocomus hoazin is the source of this 1620-nucleotide messenger RNA. NCBI's taxonomy places the organism in Eukaryota, Metazoa, Chordata, Aves, Opisthocomiformes, Opisthocomidae. The record is from RefSeq and is a predicted model, not a curated record.
AUGAGCAGGGCCGGCAGGAUGCAGCCCGAGAGCCGGAGCGGCUGGGGCGUCGUGCCACCCAGGGCUGAGCUGAGCUUGUCCGUGGUGGUCAAAGCCACUGGACAGGAGCUCUUUCAGCAAGUUUGUGAUCUAGUGAAGAUUAAAGAGCCUCACUUCUUUGGCCUCAGCAUUGUUAAAAAUAAUGAAUAUGUUUUUAUGGACCUGGAGCAGAAGCUUAGCAAAUACUUUUCAAAGGAAUGGAAGAAAGAGACCACCAAAGGAACAGAGAAAUUCAGCCCUCCUUUUGUUGCGUUCUUUAGAGUACAAUACUACGUAGAAAACGGAAGAGUAAUAAGCGACAAGGUGGCACGGCAGCUCUACUACUGCCAUCUCAAAGAGCAAGUACUUAUGUCUCGGUGCAACCACAAAGAGGAAAUCUACUUCUUGCUGGCUGCCUACAGCUUACAGGCAGACUUGGGCAACUACAGGGAGAAGGUCCAUGCUGGCAAAUAUUUUGAACCUCAGGCUUAUUUCCCGCAGUGGAUAAUUGCAAAGAGGGGGAGCGACUACAUCUUGAAACACGCCCCAGAGAUGCACCGAGAACAGCAAGGGCUGAGCGCUAAGGAAGCGGUGCUGAAGUUUAUCAAGGAGUCCUGCCUGCUGGAGGAUGUGCCCGUCCACUUUUACAGGCUGCAGAAGGAUAAGAAGGAGGAUCGCCCCACGGUUAUCCUGGGCCUGACCCUGAGAGGAAUGCACAUCUAUCAGGAGGUGAACCACGUUCGCCAGCUCCUCUACGACUUUCCCUGGUCGCACAUCGGGAAGCUGGCGUUCCUGGGGAAAAAAUUUGAGAUCCAGCCGGACGGUUUGCCCUCUGCACGGAAGCUGGUGUACUACACGGGUUGCCCCUUCAGGUCACGGCACUUGCUGCAGCUCCUCAGCAACAGCCACCGGCUCUUCCUGAAUAUCCAGCCAGUGCUGAAGCAGAUCCGAAAGCUGGAGGAGGCCGAAGAGAAGAAGCGGUACCGGGAGUGCUAUAUCCGGAGGGACAACCGCCUCUCGCGCCAGUCCACGGGCAGCCACGGCAGCUCGCACACGGCGGGCAUCGAGGCAGACUCCAGGCACCGGGUGUCGGUGGAAAUGUCUGUGGAUGAGCCCUUCGGCAUUGACCGGGUGCACAGGAAGGAGAAAUCCUGCAGCUCGACCAUCAGCUACGGUAGCUCCGGCAUUGACAGCGGCAGCAAGGGGCGGGCUGAAGACGACUCUCAGGAUGAUGCUAUAAAUCAGGAUUCGCUGUCUGUGGUGCAAGUCACGCUAAUAAAAAUGAGAGGCCAAAGCGUGGAAUCCCUUCACCAGGUUGGAUCGCCCCGGGGCAGGAGCUGCGCGGAGCAGCACAGCCGGAGUUUGGACGACAUCCGCCUGCACCAGCGCCGGCACCCGCCGCUCAGUGCCACGCUGUCCUCGGACACGUCCCACAGCUACACGUUUGGCUGCAGCCUGGAGGACAGGCUGUCUGUCUACGGCUGCGUUUAUUCCACGGCGGACUGCAAAACCAAGUCUGCCCUGUACGGGAAGCGAUCCAUGAACUGCCUCUCCUUGGACCUCCUGGGAGAGGACCAGCUCCCGGAGGAGUUCGUGGUGUAA